Messenger RNA from Caenorhabditis remanei, 792 nucleotides. RefSeq lists its product as uncharacterized. Lineage: Eukaryota; Metazoa; Nematoda; Chromadorea; Rhabditida; Rhabditidae. The transcript has a single exon. The coding region runs from base 1 to 792 and encodes 263 amino acids. The record is from RefSeq and is a predicted model, not a curated record.
AUGGAUACGAUCACUCAACUACAACAACAACUCGACGCUUCAAAAGCAGAAAUCGAAUCUCUUCGUUCCGACAUUUACAUCAAAGAUCGAAAGAUCAAACAUCUCGAAAUCAAAGAAAAGUAUGGAUACGUGAAACGUACGACGGCAAGACGACAUCUUGGAUUAGAAGUAACACAACUCGAAGUCAACAGAUUGAAUGAAAAAAUUGCCGUUUUGAGAGAAGAAUCGAUCAAAAAGGACGAUCAACUUGAGUUCCAUAAGAGUCGAAAUGAAAAACUAUGCAGUGAUUUGAGUUCUGAACGAGAGAAAGUGGAGUGUCUGACAAGAUCAAUCGAGAGAAACUUCAAGUCUUCAGGAGACGGAACAGACGAUUCCACUCUUUUCUUUCUGUCGUCUCAAUUGAGAAGAACAAGAGAUGAACUCAAGAAUAAAGAAGAGGAAUUGACGACAGUUCGCUAUGAGAAUCUGUCAUGUUCGUUGAAGUCAUUUCGAGAAACGAAGCGUUUGGAGAAUGAGAUAAACGAGUUGAAACGAGACAAUGAGUUGUUGAGAAAUCAGAUGAAAGAUCUUCAAAAAGAGAUGAAUGCGAAAGAAAUGAAGUCGAAGGAGACAAUCAGACAAUGGUCGAAUCGGAACAAAGACCUGCAGAUUGAUGUCAAUUUGCAUAAAAUGACAAUCGAAGAGUUGGAAUAUCAGUUGGCUGAUCUCAAGGAGAACUGUGAGAAUCAAACCGAAUGGAAUCACAAUCUGAAGUCGAUGGAAAAGACGAUCAAACUGCUCGAGCUCAAUUAA